Molecule: messenger RNA, 6317 nt
Organism: Scophthalmus maximus (turbot)
Lineage: Eukaryota; Metazoa; Chordata; Actinopteri; Pleuronectiformes; Scophthalmidae
Gene: zcchc2
Product: zinc finger, CCHC domain containing 2
Exons: 15
Coding region: 1-3537 (1178 amino acids)
Molecular function (GO): zinc ion binding; nucleic acid binding
Source: RefSeq, a predicted model, not a curated record
AUGUCCAACAACAGCCACACGGUGGCAGCAAAGCGCCAACCGCGCACGGCUACUCUGCCGGAAAUGGGGACCGUCAUUUACACGUUGAAAACCUCCCUGCCGAAACUGCCGAUGAAAACGGGCGAGGAAGGAGGGGACGCGACGGCCGACGACGAUUCAUUGGAUCAGUCGGAGCAGCGCCGACAUCAUGUAACCGGGGCGGCAUCUCCCUGCUCGGGGUCCGACCGGCUGGAGGAGUCGCCGCCGCCGCCGCCGCCGCGGUGUCCCGUGUUGGACAAGGAGACCGUCUUCGAGUGGUUCGGCCUACAUUUGAACCCGGCGAAGCGGGUCGAGUUCAUGUGCGGACUCCUGCAUAUGUGCCAGCCCCUGGAGCUCCGCUUUUUGGGAUCUUAUCUGGAGGACCUCGCCAGGAAAGAUUACCAUGUUCUACGGGACUUUGAGUUCCGGGCGAACAGUCCGGGCGACUUGGGCGUGUUGACGGACGUGAUUGACCCGGUGGUCAGGUCCAAACUCCUGGUCUGCCUGUCCCUCCUCGGGUCUGACAGCAGGGAAUGUGCUGGAAUACUCUACGGGAUACUGAGCCAUGUAGACCCGGCCUUGUUCUACAAACACUACGACUACCCCCUUCUCCCAUUCAUGGCUCCCCCUCCCCACCACCACCACCACCCGUUCCACCCGCCGUGUAGGGACGGGAGCGUGUACGGGCGGCCGGAGCAGACGUGCGGCUUCUCCGCCAACGAAACGGCGGCGGCGGGACCCCUGGAGCAGCUGGCGCUGCUCUUCACCAUGGCCUCCCUGCACCCGGCGUUCCACUUCCACCAGCGGGAGACGGUGCGAGGGCAGCUGGACAAAAUAGAGCUCGCCCUGGAGGAGAGACGUCAGAGUCAGCUCAGGAUAAUCGCCCAGACAACGGAGCUAACGGGUCAGAAGGUGGAUUACCUGCCUUCCCCUGCGCUGGGUUUGGGAGAGUGUACAGCCUCACAUCCUCCUUGCCAGAGCCGACGCUCCAACCGCUGGGUAGCACAAAGGGAAGCGGUGCAUAUAGAGGGAAUUGUGCUGAUGGGCAUCUCUCGGACCAGAAUAGACAAGGAGUACAACUUUGAGGUCAAGUGGUCAGACUCCUCUUCUACCAGUGUUACCAAAACUCAUCUGGAACUGGAGAACUUCCUGCUCAAGCUUCCUAAGGAUCAGUGUACGGAGUCUUUUGAGAAGAGCAUCCUGAGGCUUCUGAACCAGGGCGACCAGUAUGAGAGCAGGGAGGUGGAAAAGAACCUCAGGGAAAGGUUCCUGUCUGCUCCUCCAAUCUUCAGACAGACCAGGAAGGUCUGCAGCUUCUUCAACUGUGACUCCGCUAAACCCACUUCUUGCAGAUGCAACUGCCAGCUGGGAAAGGCCUUCCAGGAAGAGUGCUCCGAUGCCUCCAGUCAGGAGGAAGAGUCGUACGUUCAGGGACACAAGAAGAAGCACGGGACCAAGAGCCCGAGUCAAAGCCUGUCUAGUGCCAAAGCCUCCCAGGGGGACGGGCGGAGGGGGGGCCACACUGCAGAGGUCAACGGUCCUGCGGAGAGGAGGAAGAAGAGCUGUGCACUGAGGAGCAGUCAGGAGGCUGAACAGGUGAAGCACCCGGACACCGAGAAGCGAGUUCACCCAGUCACUAAAACCAAGAGCAGGGUCCUGCCCUCAGACAGGGACAAGGGGAAGGGGAAAGGAGCUGCCUUUGUGACCAAUGGUAGUUUGGUGUCGCCUCAGAGGAAAGACGGGGGCUCUGGUCCAGAUACCUUUGGUGAGACGUCAUCAGAGAGCUACAGCUCUCCAUCCAGCCCACAGCACAGAGGAGCAGAGAGCCUGGACAGUGAGGACGACAACAACAAAGAUACAGACAGCCACUCCGACGACUCCUGUAAAGGUCCCGACAUGUUCUUCAUGCACAAGACCGAUCCAGCUGUUGUGGGGGAGGUGUCCUCUGUCCAUCCACUGUCUUCCACCAACCACCGGGCCCACAUGGAGCCCCUCUGCCCGGAGACCAGCACAGAGUUCCCCCCUCUCUCCUUCAUGCAUUCUCUGCCGUACGUGCUCCCCAACAGAGUCGCUGACUCACUGCUUCCACUGGUCCCUCCUCCUCCAAGCCAAAUCAUCAUCCCUGACGGGAAGCCCCCAUCUGGGACGGUGAUGAUGCAGAUGCCCCUAGUGCCUCCGGCCAAUCUAGGCCCUGGAAUUGCGGGAGACCCAGAGAAGAGGGACAUGCUCCCAACCUUUGGUAUUCCACCUCUCGCCCUCCAUCCUCCAGGAAGUCCUGCUGUGCCGCCUCUGGUUCAGAGGUUCAAAACAGCUCUGCCUCACAGCCCAGGCGGAGCUGACGGAGCCUCGGGGAGUGGUCCUACUGCUGCAUUACCACAGGCGUCGCACCAGGCCCCUGUGAGAGGCGUCAUGACUCCUGGCCCCACGACCUUCUCCUCUCCACCUCAGCAGUCUCUGCCCUGCCAGGACCCGGCCAGCGGAGGCUCAGGUCCGGAGACUUCUCAUGCCAAGCACCCGAGCUUACCCUUACCGUCUGGCCUGCCCCCUCCCUACACCCUGCCGCCCGCCCCCACAUCUGGCCUGCCAACUGCAGGAGCACCUGCAGCCACUGGUGCAGCUCCGUGUCCUGGACACGUUCAAGCAGCUGUUCCUCCAACUGUGCCCACCCACACCCCUGGACCCGCCCCGAACCCUAGUCCAGCACUUACUCACAGCAACGCGCACAGUAACUGCACGUCCUACAGCAACAGUGGCCCUUCCAGUGGAAGUCCCCCCAUUGCCCCUGGAAACCCUAUUACUCUUCAGCAAACCCAGCAGCAACAAGUGAGGUCCCAGCAGCCAACACCACCACCACCACCACCACCACCACCACAACAACAACAACAACCUUUGGGCUGUGGUACUUGUGGCUGUCACAACAACUGCGGUGGGCGAGGCGGCGGCGGCAGUGUCAGCGGCGCCUCCAGCUGUCAGACCCCCUUGUUCUUCCCCACCCACCAAAUGGCAGCGGCAGCAGCGCGGCAGGUGUUCAGCAUUCCUCCACCUCUCUUCCAGCUAACAAGCCUGUGCAGUAACAGCUACCUCACCCAGGCCCAGUCUCCUCACCAGGCCAAUGGCGCCGCCAACCUGCCACCAUUCUUCACCGCCGCGCCACCUCCUGCACACCCGUCGCCCUACGGCCCCCUCCACGCUCACGCGGACGUGCCGUCACACAUGCUGGGCACCCAGGCCGCCGCAGUGGCGGUCGCCGCGGCGAGCUACAACCUCCAGCAGCAGUCGUUCUGCCAGCGCGUCUACCAGCACGUGUACCCGAAUCAUCUGGGGAUGCUGCCUGCUGUGACACUAGGGGGAGGCGGAGUCAAUAAGAAGAGCGGCAAUGUGUCCUGUUAUAACUGUGGUGUGAGCGGCCACUACGCUCAGGACUGCAACCAGCCCUCCAUAGACUCCACACAGCAAGGAGGCUUCCGGUUAAAGUACGCAGCCUCCCACAUUUCAGAAGCAUUCGACAAUGCGGACUGAAGAAGAAGCAGAAGAAGAAGAAGGGAUGAAGACUUCCUCUGGUCUCGUUACCACGGUGACAGUCCUCUGUUCUUCCCCCCCAGGCAAAGUGUGUGAGAGCAGCGCACUAAAGCAUCUGUGUGCUUCAGGAAAGGGAAACAAAAAAAUCUCAACCUGCCAAGGGCUCAGUGAACAAAGCCUCAGUACUCGUGCCUGAGAAAAAAAAACAUGUUUCCGUGGAGAUGGAGACUUGUCUCGCGCACACAGAAUAUUCCACGUGACUCCUGGUCUCUUCCCUUUCCGUUUGUUUUUUGAUAUUUUUGCACUGAGGGUUGGAAACUAGUAACUUAUUACAUAAUUAUUAGGAAGUUGACAGAUUUUUGGGGAAACUUUUUUUGCUUGAAAAAGUCUCGACUGAAAACGGUGUUUAAACACUUUCCUCGUUAUUACUGUUCACCUGGGAUUUUUUUGUCCGACAAAUGUACAGUAGUUUUCGAAGAUUAAAACAAGAAUCAAAAAAACCCACAAUGUAAGCAAAAUGGAUUUUAUGUUUAUUUGCAUUUUCAUAUUUGCUAAAUUUUUUCUGAAUGUACACCUUCUCAUUUAAGGAAUCGGGAGUGUAUGAAAAUGGAUGGAUCUCGUGCAUUUUUGCCACUUGAUCUGUGUUUUAUUGGAAGGGGAUUGCUGCUUUGUAUUAUGUGAUUUUAAAAGUUUUGUGAAGUGGAAGUGCACUAAAACAGUUUGUCACUGCGAAGCAGGUUGUUGUAAGGAUUCAUUCAUGUUCCACUAAACUACAGGCAAAUACAGUAUUUUGAUUUUGUUUGAAUAUAAUUUUGUGUUACAGGUGUGAAAUAUCUUUUUUUUUUCUGGCUGAUGUUUAUGAUGAGUAUUACUGUGUUUUUAAUUAAAAACUACAGUUACUGUAGAAAAAAGUCAUUCGACCCGGACAUCAGCCAUCUACCUGCAGUUGUACUUCAUGGUCUCAGAAGAAAUAAUGUUUUUUAACUUUUUAUCUAAAGUUGCCUCUCAAUACUAAAAUGUAUUUGGUAGAUUCAUGCUCUCCCGAAGAGGAAGUUGUACUGGUGAUAAGCUUUGGUCUCACUCGAGACAGGACUUGAGAUUUUUAAACCACUACUAGGACUCUAGAUGUGAAUGGACACAAAGCAAACUGAAAAAAAAAUAAGUUAAUGUUCCUGUUCAUGUCUGUCGGCCUUAAAUUUAAACUGAUCAUUUACAACUUUGCCCCUUCAAUUUAUUUGCGUGUUGUUUGUCCAAGUUGACUUAAUCGUAGCCGUGUCAUUUUUUGCAAGGUGCUGUAGCCAGAUGACGUUCCCAUUCAUAAAACCUGAACUGUGGCCACAAGUGACUUAAUGUGAUGUUUAAUGCUGGAGAAUACUAAAUAGUUAUAAAGUAAGAGAACUGACUCAGUACUUACACAGUAAUGUCUAUCUAAAAAAGUGAGAAGUUAUAUAAUCUAGUUUUACCCCUAACCUACUGAAAAGGAAAGGGCACAAAAUGAGUUAGAAGAAAUUAGAAGGAGCUUCAAUAAGAGGUUCAGAUGCCACCUCAACAUGUAGCCAAUCGCUGUAUGAAUCUGCCGUGAUAGUCAGGUUUGGAAAGUUAAAAAAUAAAAAAGAUUCAAACUUAUAUAUAUUUUUUCAAAAAUAGUUCAGCUGUUGCCUUCACGAGUGGAUGAGAUGGAGCAGUGGGCAGUUUGGUCAAGGUGUUUUGUUUCCACUUAACUUUACAGACUGACCAACAGAAAACAGAUGUAUUUCUGUCACAACAGCUCUUUAGGAGUUAAGUCAGACGGCUUGUUGCUUUUUUAAAAAAAAAGUAAAAAUCCAACUUUAUUUCUGGACUUUUCAAUGAGAUCUGUAGUUUUGAAUGCAUUCAAAAAUAUUGAAUAGUAUUUAUUUAUUAUUUCACCAUGUCUUUAAUGCAUUCAAUACUGAGCGCUUGUUUAAAAGGAGUUCACAGGUCUCAAGACAAAAUAACAUGGAACAUCUCAUAGCCUGUGUGUGAAGUUUGUGUUUUCUGUUCCGUCUACAUUAGGAUGGGGGAAAAAUUGAAUAGAAUUUUUUUCCUAAGCCUUUUUUUCUUGGUGAUGCGCUUUAAAUUUUGAAAUUAUGAUAGUUUUAUGCAAAUUAAGUGUGUUUGAGUGUGUGAGAGAGAAACUCUCAGGCUGCUCUUUGGUUCUUUCGGGCCUUGUGGACAUUUUAUUUUUGAUUAGCAUUAAUCAAACUACUGUCAGUGCACAAGGUGAAAUAGAAAUCUAUGCAUACACAGUUGUUUCACUUAAAUUGACUGCCAGAAGAUUGCCAGUGGUGGAGACUAUUUAAUGUCAAUCUGUUAAACACCCUGAACCCACUGCUCUCAGAUCGGACUGUCUCCAGUUUCACUUUGACGACUAUUUAUGUCCCAAACUGUCCCACAAAGUUCAUACUCUAGUCCAAGGCUUGAAAUCUUACUGAUUUCUGAAUCCGGGAGUCAGUGGCGGCGACCAGACGUGGACCAGGCAGACUUUAAAAGAUGAAGAGUGAAGUCCAGUGUACAUACUGAGGAUGCACCGAACAACCCAUGUGUACUUUUUUGUUGACCUUGAUAGUUGGAAAGAAAAUAAUGCUGUACUGUACAUUUGCAAGGGAUCACUCUGCUGCCACUCUCAGUUGUAAUGUUUACUCUUUGAUAUCGAUGUACUGGAAAGGUCAAAUAUAUUUCUAGAGCGGAAUUUGGUUUUUAUGCAAACUGUUGAUCUGUUUUUUUGUCCUGUAAUUAAAAGCAAUAAAUCUAAAAAUGAA